Molecule: messenger RNA, 804 nt
Organism: Tribolium madens (black flour beetle)
Lineage: Eukaryota; Metazoa; Arthropoda; Insecta; Coleoptera; Tenebrionidae
Exons: 5
Coding region: 20-760 (246 amino acids)
Source: RefSeq, a predicted model, not a curated record
AUCAAUUUCAAUUUGAAAAAUGCGCAAAACACUCUUUUUGUUGUUUUUGCUAAAAUUGUCUCUUUGUGGUAGCGUGUAUCGUCCCUCGUUUUUAAGCGACGAUGAAAUUGCUCAUGUUCGUUUUGAAAGAGAUGAUAAUAGUGCCCCUUGCAAUGAAGAUGAUUUAAUGAAUUUUCUUGCCGAAAUUCAAGUGAUCAACCCUGAAAGUGUUGUAAAAUUGGCCACUUUAAGCGACAUUAAACCGUCAUGUAAUCGCGUGGCCGAAAAUUUGGAAAAAAUUAAGGCGUACCUGAAAACUUGUACUCCCCCUAAUCAGCCUGACUUGUAUUUGCAAUUAAUCAAAGGAGUUGAAGCACUACAUGAAAAGAUAUGUACCGAAUCUCCAUUCAAAACCCAAUUUGAAAAAAUUCACAAGUGCCUCCAUGAACUGAGAAAUGAUUUGGAAGACUGCGGAGGACCAGCAGACUGGAACGAAAAUUCAGACAAUGCUGCUGUUUGCAAGGCCUACAAAGCCAUAGCAGAUUGUUAUUACAUCAAAACUGCUAAAGUCUGUGGAAACAGCGCUGCAUCAACGACUAGAGAACUUCUACAAGCAAUAAUUGACAGCAUACUUACAAUAAAAUGUGACAAUGUAAAGGAAACACCUAAAGUUAAAGAUCCAAUGCCCGAAGAAUAUAUCAAAAAAGAAAACAAGGCUGACAUGAUUCUUCCAACUGUACUUAAUUUAGUAAUAAUGACUAUAACAUUGAUUUUUAUUUAAUCUUUAAUGUCUCUAAAUUAUUGUAAUAAAGGUUGUGAAAUGAA